CCCACAAUCAUAAUUUCUCUCUAUCUUUCUUUUUCUCGUUCGUCGCCCUCUCUCUGUCGCUCUUUAUAGCGCUCGAACACGAACUCGAUGAUGGCAGCAGACCGUUUCCACGAACUCAGUCCGAUUUUAGUUCUUAACCGGUGAACGACGUCGUAUGAACGAGCUCGGACCUGUUGCUCGACGCGUUCGAUUCGAAAGGAAGACGUUUUUUGGUCCUUUGAGCCGGUGUUUUAAACUUUUAUCCAGUUUUUAGGAUUUGGUGCUUGUGUGCUUUGGAUAACUUGUGUGUGUGUAUAAUAAUUUUGUUGCUAAAACGAUGGUGGUUUAAUUAUGGACUAAUGAGCUAUUCUAUAAUAUGCACCAUCAGGGAAUGAAUUAAACCAGUUCAAAUCACAAUCACUUGUUACUAAUCGAACCUCAGUUGAGUCAUCAAUAAUUGAUGAAUCACUUCUCUCGGUAAAGAAGCCAUCGUCGUUUAAGAUGGUGGUUACCUAAAAGACCGCAAAUUUUACGUGGAAAAAAAGAGGAAGUAAUACGACCCAGGUCCGGUAUAUCAUAUAUAUUAUUAUGAGAGACUUAGAUGUGCACCGAGAUAUACAGCUAUCUUGACUUGGCGAAAUAUUAUGCGGUGGCAAGUGUUGAGUUAUACCGACGAGUGUGUGUGUGUGUAUGUGUUGUUGAAACGGGUUCAGUGAACGCCGUGUAUAGACCGUGAAAAAGUAGAAAAUGACGAUGGAGCAACCGCAGCAGAAUGGUGGUACUACGAGGAGUCUUAGCGUUUUAGAUUUGGCGGCCAUGCGUAGACUCUUAGAUGCCGAAAGUACCGCGGGUACCUGCCCCAGCUGCGAAAUGCCCUUCGACAAGGGCAAAAAGCGACGACUGAUCGACAACUGCGGCCACGAGCGUUGCUACUCGUGCAUGUUCACCAACGAGGUGUGCCCCCUAUGUUCCUUAAAUGACGUGAUCUCAAAUACAGAUGGUCCUACCUUAAAAGAACUGCGAUGCAGCGGUCUGAGAGGUUCAGAGAUAACCUUAUACGGAGAUUCUCCGUCCUUACAAAUAGAUAAUAUAGAAAUAAUUCAACCUAGAACCAAAGUUAAAACUAACGGACAUUUUACCAAUUUUAUGAAGAUUCGUAGUGAAAAAUCCCCAAACAGAACGGACGCGGGACAUCCGGAGAACCUGCCGAAAACGCGACCCAGUAACCCGCGAUCGAGACAGGAUCAGAACGUGAUGACUCAGAGCUGCCCCACUCCGCCCCAAUCCAGACGGAAAUUUUUUCUGAGUCCCAAGGUGAUGCGCAGCCCGUUUCUGAGUAGGAAUUGGAGACAGCAAACGGACGGAGCCAUGUCAGCGUCAAUGACGAAUUCAGUAACGUCCGAGGCGAAGCAUUGGCCCAGCGUCGUAUUGGGCAAAAUCCGAUCGCUAUGGAGCGCUGGGAACAGCGACCACGCCGGAUUAAAUCAACUGGUGUCAUCAGAUGACGAAGCGUCUAUUAAGGCCCCUUCAAUGAAGAAAUCUACGGAGAACGACAUGUACACGCGCUUGGGAUUGCUUCUCGGUGACAGGGCCAGAAGAUCUAAAGGCAAUCAAGUCUACAACCCGGAAUCCUGUUCGUCCCUGGCCAGCUACGAAACCGGCGCGAUGAUGUCCACCAACACCAGUCCAGUGUCAACGUUGACGGGCAGCUCCGAAGACCCACAUCGGACCAAUCCGAACUCAGACAGCGUCGCAUCACUUAUGUCAAUGUCCAUGUCCGGUCAGAGUAAUUGCAGUUCUAGUCCAGUCAGUAGAAGACAUAGCGUCACCACGACCCAGCCUGGCCAAGUCGAAGAUCUUCACCUCUUCAAGAAUCGAAGAACGUGCGUGCGAAGAUCGGCGAGAGCCGGGAUAAGUUUGAAGGGAAUCGUGGAUCCGAAAGUGGUGUUUGCCCAAUACAGGACGCCCCAGUUGACCCUGAAACCCUUAUUUUUCGAGGUGCCUUUGCAGGAACCGGAUCCUUUGUUCUUGGGACGUCACUGGCUUAUCCGGAACAUGGAGGAAGUCAUUAACUCGUCUAGUCCAGGCAUUCUACUCACUGGUAAGCCAGGCACAGGCAAGACAGCCCUGAUCCUCCAACUGGUCGAGUUCAGCUGCUUCGGUAGAAAAAGAGAACCGGUUUACCAAUCGAUACACUCACCAGAAAGAUCCAGGUCUCCCCAAUCUACAAUUUACGGACCAAUAGACUUGGUAUCGGAAAAAAUCAAGCAGCUGGCAGGAAGCAUCGUCGCUUAUCACUUCUGUCAAGCGGAUAACAACAACACUUGUUUGGUUCCCGAUUUUAUUCAUUCCUUGGCGGCUCAGCUGUGCCAGGCACCACAACUUGCCGCCUACAGAGAACAUCUUUUAAGCGAGUCUACCUUACAAAACAUUUUGUCUUUAAAAGAGUGUAUAGCGAAUCCAGACGUUGCUUUUACCACCGGGAUCCUGGAACCUUUAGCUAGCCUCAGGAGAAUCGGAAAAAUCGAUAAUGUCAAUUGUACCAUUUUAGUAGACGCUUUAUGUGAGGCCGAGUAUCAUAGACCGGACCACGGAGACACCAUAACGACAUUCUUGUUAAAACAUAUUCCAAACUUUCCCUCGUGGCUAAAGAUUGUCGCCACCGUGAGGACGCAUCUGCAAGAUCUCACCAAACAGUUUCCAUUUACUAGGAUUAGCUUGGAUAGCUUUCCAUCCAAUGAUGUAAUCCACAAAGAUAUUCUUGGGUAUAUCAAUUAUAGGUUGCAAAAGAGCCCUAGCAUCCAAAGCAAUAUUACUUUGACAAACAAUGGAAAAAUCGAGAGUGGCAGCGUGUCUCAACACAAGUUCUCACAACAUUUGUUGAAUUUAUCGCAAGGGUCAUUUUUGUUUGCCAAACUAACCCUGGAUCUCCUGGAGAAGGGCCAAUUGGUAGCUAAAUCUUCUGGAUAUAAAGUGCUUCCUGUAACUUUAUCACAAAUAUACCUUCUACACUUUAAUUUAAGAUUCCCUACAAUACGUUCUUUUGAAAAAGUUGUUCAUAUACUAGCAGUAUGCUUGGCAGCCCUAUACCCUCUUACCCUAGUCGAGAUAUUUUAUUCAGUAAACGCUUUACUAGUAGACAACUUCUUAGCAUGGAAAGAAUUCUUGCAAAGAUUCAAACUACUAUCAGGCUUCUUAAUAAAACGCUUGGAUAAUACUUACAUGCUCUUCCAUCCGUCAUUCAGGGAGUGGCUGAUCAGGAGGGACGAGAACGAGGCCACAAAAUUCCUAUGUGAUCUACGGUCCGGCCACGCGGCCAUAGCAUUCAGACUAUCCAGAGUCCAGGCUCCACUGGAUCCCGAAAAAACCCUGGAACUAGGCCACCAUAUACUAAAAGCGCACGUCUACAGAAACAUGUCCUUAACGAGCUUAAGCUCUCGGGACUUACAAGCAUUCUGGCUCACCCAAAGCUCCGAGGACGUGUCGGCAGCAGUCUGCAGCAUGAGAAACAUCUACAGUCCCAACGUAAAAGUAUCCAGACUGUUAUUAUUAGCUGGUGCGAGUCCCAACCAUAUAACAGAGUUCCUAGGCAAGGCCCCGGUGCUAUGCAUGUUCGCCAACGAAGGAAAUGUUCCCAUGGUGUCUCUAUUAUUGGAAUUUGGUGCCGACGUAGAGCUGACCAAUAACCAAGGACAAACAGCUCUAUCGCUGGCUUCCUCCAAAGGACAUUGCGACGUGGUGAGGCAACUUGUGGCCGCAGGUGCUAGUCCCGGACACGCGGACGCAGUGGGUUAUUGUCCUUUGGUGCAUGCCGCUAGGAAUGGCUGUUUGAAUGUGGUGGGGUAUUUGUUGGCUUGCGAUUGGAUACUGAGGAACGAGAACGACGUGGAGUUGGCAGAAGCGGCUCAGCAAGCGUUAAUUGCCGCUGCCGGACAAGGACAUACCGAGAUCGUGGAGUAUUUGUUGGAUAUGGCGGAGGUGACCGCUGAUAUGGCAGAUUCGAUAACAGGAGAAACUGCUUUAACGGUCGCCGCAUCCAACGGUUGCCACACAGUAUGUUCGGCCCUAAUCAGUCGAGGAGCAAGCAUAUCUUUAAAAAAUAGAAAAGAAGUUACACCGCUCCUGAUUGCUGUCAAGGAGGGACAUUGGGCAGUCGCCGAGAGACUCAUUCAAAACCACGCCGGUAUAGAACAAGUGGACGAGUUGGGACGUACCCCGUUAAUGUUGGCAGCCUCUGAGGGACAUUUGGGACUCAUUGAUCUCCUUCUGGAUAAGGGAUCUCAGAUCGACAAAGAGGAUCACGAAGGCCUGACUCCUUUAUGCUGGGCCUGUCUAAGAGGAAAAGUGCAAUCGGCUCAGAGUCUGGUUGAACGUGGGGCCAACCUGAGUCACACCGAUAAAACUGGAAGAACCCCUCUGGAUCUGGCCGCCUACAAUGGAAAUCCCACUUUGGUACAGUUUUUGCUUGAUAGAGGCGCUGUAAUAGAACACGUGGACAUAAACGGUAUGCGACCAUUGGACCGGGCUAUAGGAUGUAAAAACAUACAGGUGGUGCAAUGUUUUUUGAAAAAGGGCGCGAAGUUAGGACCGGCUACGUGGGCCAUGGCAACAGGCAAACCAGAUAUCAUGCUUAUUCUGCUAAACAAACUUCUUGAAGACGGUAACGUGCUAUACAGGAAGAGUCGUUUAAAAGAGGCCGCACACCGGUACCAAUACGCGCUCAAAAAAUUCCCUACAGAAGACCAAGGAGAGCACAACCAAGCAUUCCAUCAGUUACAAAUUAAUUUUCUCUUGAAUUUCUCUAGGUGCAAACGAAAAUUAAAUGAACCGGAAGAAGCGAUCGAACUAGCCAACGAGGCUUUAGCAAUGAAACCGGACUCCUACGAGGCCUUUUACGCCUUGGCGAAGGCCCGAUUGGACCUUGGAGAGUACGCGUGCGCCCUACGAGACGUCCAAGACGCCCAGAAGUUGGCGCCCACCAGAAACGUCGAGAUCAAAAAGGUGCUGACCUUCCUGCAAGAAGAAAUCGUCAAUAAAAUGUCACCCGGGAAUCGAAUGUUGGGCAACCGGGCAUACGCGGUCUCCGUAGAUACUUUACAUCAGUAGGAAAAUUUAAUCAAAUGAAUGUGCCUUAUCAAGUGCUAAAAAAAAAUGGUAGAAGACUGAUUUCGAAAUGCAUAUAAUUUAAAAAAAUUAAAUUUUUAAAUUAUUUUUUAUACUUAGAUAAUAGGUGUAUGGGGUGGCGAAAAGGCUUGAGCAGGUAUAUCAAAGGUCUUUCCGCGAACGUUUCGUGCAAGGUGUUCUAAAAUUUAAUUACAACAACACUGCCCAACCAUCGAACAAAAUACGUGACACUUUUUAAUGCUUGAAUAAUAUUUGGUACACCUUGUACGACCCACUACUAGAAUAUGUACAUAAUAAUUGUUUACUAUUUAUUUUUGUUGUUUGUUUUCUUUUUAUUGUUGGAUUAAAAAUCAUUCCGAUUGCUGAUACUACGUAUACUCGCAUCUUCACAUGAUUGACCGGUCUUCAAUUGAUUGGCCGUUUAUUUCCUUAGCUUUUAGUUGAACUCACUUAGAGCAAUAAUUAAUUAAGUGCAAUUAUUGUAUAUUGGUUUUUUUUAUUAUUUUAUAUUUAAGUAUACCGGAUGGUCGUGAAAGGGCCUAGUAAAAAGGACUUUCCAGGACUCUCCCUGUACCGCAUGGACACUUAUUUUAUCUCUUUUUUGUUACUUUACUGUGAUCAUCAGCUACGUAUUUUUGAGGUUUUUUUUGUUUCUUUUAAUGCUGGAUCAUAUUUUAUUUAUUGUCUUGCCAAAUUUUUUAUGGCAGUUAAACUGUCUGCGAUUUUGUAGUAUAUACGUGUGAAAAUUGUAAUGUAUUUAUUGAUUUGUAAUUUAUUUUAAAAAAAAAUUGAUGGUAAAAGACAAAAUAAAGGCUUAUAUUACUUAGAAAA
Molecule: messenger RNA, 5934 nt
Organism: Anthonomus grandis grandis
Lineage: Eukaryota; Metazoa; Arthropoda; Insecta; Coleoptera; Curculionidae
Product: protein TANC2
Exons: 14
Coding region: 727-5085 (1452 amino acids)
Molecular function (GO): protein binding
Source: RefSeq, a predicted model, not a curated record